Molecule: messenger RNA, 535 nt
Organism: Hyaloscypha bicolor E
Lineage: Eukaryota; Fungi; Ascomycota; Leotiomycetes; Helotiales; Hyaloscyphaceae
Exons: 1
Coding region: 144-494 (116 amino acids)
Source: RefSeq, a predicted model, not a curated record
GCUCACGCUCAUCACGCUUUCCCAAAGCACACCAAGCAUCCCAAGCUUGACUCAGCAAAAAGCCCCAAGCUGGUGAAGGACCAAGCUGGUGAAGGUGCCCACUUCUCAGCUCCAUCCAACUCGCUAUCCGUGCUCCUUUCUUCAUGGGCCCCUGGGAGGGGAGGGGGCCCAGUUCUCCCCUGUCGCUCGCUUGCUUGACGCCAACAUGUGCGAAAGCAAGGCAUCCUAAUCAUCACCCAUCGCAUUUCGACGCGGCCAUGCUCGCUCCACCCAAUCACCAAAUUUGCAGCAUGCAGCGCCUGGGAAAUCGAAGGAUCUGGAGCGCCUCAUCGUGCAGGACAGAGACUCAGAGACGGUUGAGCAUGCAGGGAUGUCUGAGACUUCUGGCCGCUCCCAUGUCCAGAUGCUACUACUGUACAGUAGUAUUUUUCUUACGAACGCUUUGCGCUUCAGUAGUACGGAGGAGCAGGUGGUCUGCGCUUGGCGAUAUCUGAGACUGAUCAAGAUCAACAUGUCUGACAUUUUGGCCCACGAC